CGUUCAACCUGAUUCAAGUAGCAAAAUAUACCCCACUUCAAAUAUGUCAAAAUAUAACUCCGACACGAAAACCUAUUCAGGUCCAGUGCUCCCCGGCAUUUUCAAUCCCGAAGCAAAUCUCGGGAAAAUUAUUUUGGAUAUGCUUUCCAGGACUCCUUCCAAAGUUAUUCAAAUCAAUGCCGACACAGGAUACGAAAUGAGCUGCGCCGAAAUGAAGCAACGAUGUGUCCGCGUGGCACUCAACCUUCGAAAGUUUGGCUACCAGCAGGGUGAUUUGGUAACGCUUGCUUGCAUCAACACUGACAAUGUGGUUCCGGUGUACGUUGGGUGCUUGAUAUUAGGGCUGGUUGUGAACCCUUUGGCGCCGGUAUUCAAUAAGGAUGAUUUGGGUCACAUGAUGCGCUUGACGCAAUCGAAAGUUGUGUUCUGUGAUGAGAGCAAUAGGAAAACAGUGGAGGAGGCGGCUAAUGAAGCUAUUCGUAUUAAACCAAGGGUCUACAUAAUGGAGAGUGGCGUCGAAGGUGCUUUAUCUGUGGCAGAACUUCUGACUGCAGUAGAGGACGAAGACAGCUUUGAAGCUCCAUACCUAGGAGAUUCGAAGACUGUUAUGGGAGCGGUCUUAUGCUCCUCGGGUACUACGGGUCGACCAAAAGGUGUUUGCUAUUCGCAUGCUCAUCUCAUCGAAGCUGAACUUUUCGCGGAAACACUGAACGCGGGACCGAUCUUCAGCUUCAGUCAGUUGUUUUGGUUAACCGGACUACUGGCAGUACACACAUCAUUGCUGUGCUCCCGAGCACGCGUUAUAACAUCGAAGUCUUUUAACGCCGACGUGUUCUAUUCAGUCAUUGAAAAUUACAAAAUCGAAGACACGUUUACUCCACCAGCUUGCAUAGAGGCUGUUCAGAAUCAUCCAAGAUACAAGUCGGCGGACUUCAGCAGAUUGAAUCGAUGGACCAUCGGAGGAGCUCCAGUCUCGGCGGACAUCUUGCGUAGUCUAGCGCAGCGUUUCCAAAACACUGACGUCAAACCCAUCUACGGAUGUUCUGAAGUGGGCCUCAUUGUAUCAGCUAUGAUGCCAUUUCAGAUUGGAUCUGUCGGUUCGCUAGCCAAUAAUGUGACUGCCAAAAUUGUCGAUGACGAUGGACAGAAUCUCGGACCAAAUGAAAGAGGGGAAAUUCGCGCCAGAUUCAAACACCAAUUCAUGGGAUACCUUAACAAUGCACAAAUGACGGUGGAAGCCAGCGACGAUGAAGGAUUUUUCAAAACCGGUGAUGUCGGCUAUUUCGACUCGGAUGGGUUUCUUUACGUGGUCGACCGCAUCAAAGACAUCAUCAAGUACAUGAACUUCCAGAUAUCGCCGUCGGAUUUGGAGGAAGUUAUACUGAAAAUCGACGGUGUCAAACAGGUGUGCGUUGCUGGCGUUCCAACGGCAGAUCACUCGUCCGAUUUGCCGACGGCAAUGGUUGUACUUCAAUCGGGCUCUCGAUUGAAGGAGAAAGACAUAGUUAAGGCGGUCGAUCGACAAGUCGGUGACUACAAGCGUCUUCGUGGGGGAGUAUUUUUCGUCGAUCGCUUACCGCUGUCGCCUGCAGGGAAAAUUCUUCGCAGAGUGGUUAGAGAUAUGAUUAUCGAAAAGAAGAACUUGAAAUGAUUUGCUUUAGCUUUUUUGUUAUUCACAACAAGUGGAACAAUUGU
Messenger RNA from Armigeres subalbatus, 1695 nucleotides. RefSeq lists its product as uncharacterized. Gene Ontology annotation, molecular function: long-chain fatty acid-CoA ligase activity. Gene Ontology annotation, biological process: long-chain fatty acid metabolic process; fatty-acyl-CoA biosynthetic process. The record is from RefSeq and is a predicted model, not a curated record. The transcript is spliced from 3 exons. NCBI's taxonomy places the organism in Eukaryota, Metazoa, Arthropoda, Insecta, Diptera, Culicidae. The coding region runs from base 44 to 1651 and encodes 535 amino acids.